GUUGUCAGAUCUGUGGCCGCUAUUCUGUAUGACCAGGAGUGGACAGGCAAUCGAAUCCAGGGGAUGAUUCCUGACUACACAGCCCGAGACAACAGUGCCGUGAUGAUCGCCUGUUUCACCCCUUACGCCUUCGAGAUGAUGCUUCUAGUCGACUACGGCUUCCCGCCUCACCCAAUCCAGCCGCCAUCGUUCCACCAUCGACAAGCAUUUUUCGCCCUCCCUUACGCCCAGUUCGAGGAAUUUGCCCGGUUUCUAGUCGCUACGGCUAGUCGCUGGAACGAGGGACAUAUCUCUGGUCUAGGCUCGUGGGAGAAGAUUGCUCGGAACAUGAUGUUUUGGACCCGCACGCUCGACGUAUCGGAUGCUGCUACUCUGAUAUACUAUUACCACACCCGCCGCCAACCGGUCGACAGCGAAGAUGCGAAACAGGGCUGGACGGGAUACACCGGUGUUUUGCAGGAGAUGAUCGACGAGAUCCCAGCCCGCGGCACCGAUCGCCUGGCCCGCAAAUUGUCGCUGGACAUCAAUGUUCUCAUCCCAAAGUUUGUUUCGGAUACGUGGAAGCGGGAUGUUUUGUGGUGCAAGGCUAAGCGCCUGGUGGAGGACUACCAUUUGUCGGUCCAGUAUUUGAUCCCGCUCAGCAGUUUACGAGAUUAUAUGAAGAAACGGUCUGCCAAAAGGUAG
This is a messenger RNA of Dichotomopilus funicola, 684 nucleotides long. RefSeq lists its product as uncharacterized. The record is from RefSeq and is a predicted model, not a curated record. Lineage: Eukaryota; Fungi; Ascomycota; Sordariomycetes; Sordariales; Chaetomiaceae. The transcript has a single exon. The annotation marks the transcript as partial.